Molecule: messenger RNA, 7663 nt
Organism: Misgurnus anguillicaudatus (oriental weatherfish)
Lineage: Eukaryota; Metazoa; Chordata; Actinopteri; Cypriniformes; Cobitidae
Gene: wdr17
Product: WD repeat domain 17
Molecular function (GO): protein binding
Source: RefSeq, a predicted model, not a curated record
CUAGGGGAGCUGGAUAAUGAACAUAUUUUCAAAAAAAGUGGAGUGUGCCACCCAUCUUACAUACUUCAUUGACAAGUAUGAGUCCUGUGAUAUUAGCAAAAACAGUACAUAUGACACCUUUACCCAAAAUCGAGGCAUUACGAGAUGGCUAGUGUGACGUUGUCCUAAUUAUAUUGGUCGAUACAUCAUUCACUACCUAGAACAUAUUAAAUACCCAUUAUUUCUAUUUCACUUGCUGCCCCAUCUCCAUUAUGUCUGCCUGUCUUCACAAUAGUAAUGACAAUUUGAAUGGACCCUAUUUGCAUAUUUUUUGCAUUUGUACUACAGAAGUUCUUUAAAAUGAUUUGAAUUGUAUGUUUUACCACUGCAAGAAAAACCCUAAUGUACGCCUUGAAUUAAAUAGAGUGGGAGGUGCAAUGUGGGUCGUGUGUGAGUCUAUUAAUCAUAAGAAGAGAGUUGGAGGAUAAACACCUUCAAUGAGGCAAUGCAGCGGUGAGACGAGGUGUGCGGUUGUGCGUCUGCGUCGGGAAGGAUGGGGGUAAGUGAGGGAGUUGAAAUGAAGGGAUCUUGCUGUUGCCUGGCUACCGGCGGGAGCUGUUCAGUCGCUCUUGUCUCCAGCCACCUCUCCCACACGAGCAGCGUGCAUCAGUCAAUGAGUACUGCAUGUGCUCUCUUUCUCACCCCCACUUCUACACUUACACGCAUACGUGCUGUUUUGCUAACGCAGAGCCCCGGUCGGCUUUGCAUCUGUGAAUGGGAGAGAAGAGCAGAGAUGGAAAGCCUGUGCUGGUUUAGCACAUAUCACAAUGAACCAAAGGUAAAGAUGUCUCAGGUGAAGCAGGUCGGCCUGUUGGCUGCUGGAUGUCAGCCCUGGAAUAAAGAUGUGUGUGCUGCGAGUGGGGACAGGUUUGCAUAUUGUGCCACACUCGCCAUAUAUGUGUACCAACUUGAUCACAGAUACAAUGAGUUUAAACUGCGGGCAAUCAUGUCUGAACACAAGAAGACCAUCACAGCCAUAUCAUGGUGCCCACACAACCCUGAUAUGUUUGCCAGUGCCAGCGCAGAUAAUCUGCUCAUCAUCUGGAAUGUGGCUGAGCAGAAGGUUGUUGCACGCCUGGAUAACACUAAAGGUAUUCCAGCCUCCAUAAGCUGGUGCUGGAAUGCAGGUGACAGUGUUGCAUUUGUAUCCCAUCGUGGUCCUCUGUACGUAUGGACCAUCUCUGGGCCUGACUCAGGAGUCACGGUGCACAAGGAAGCCCACAGUUUCCUUUCGGAUAUCUGCUUGUUCCGCUGGCAUACACUGAAGAAGGGAAAAGUCGUGUUUGGACACACUGAUGGAAGUCUGUCAAUCUUUCAACCAGGCUCCAAGAAUCAAAAGCAUGUGCUGCGACCUGAGUCCUUAGAAGGCACAGACGAAGAAGAUCCAGUCACAGCACUAGAGUGGGAUCCUCUCAGCACAGACUACCUGCUGGUGGCUAACAUGCACAAUGGCAUCAGACUGCUGGAUUCUGAGUCUCUGUCCUGCAUCACUACCUUUAGUUUCCCAAGCGCUGCUGCUUCCGUGCAGUGCCUGGCCUGGGUGCCCAGCGCUCCAGGCAUGUUUAUCACAGGGGACUCUCAAGUUGGCGUGUUGAGAAUAUGGAAUGUAUCGAGAGUGACACCGCUGGAUAACUUCAAGCUUAAGAAAACCGGCUUUCAUGCACUUCAUGUAUUAAACUCUCCGCCUGCAAAGAAAUCAUUUAGCUCAAUCUCCCCUUCCAAGAAUCACUACACUUCCUCCACUAGUGAGGCUGUGCCUCCACCUACUCUUUCACAGAACCAGGCCUUCUCCCUCCCGCCCGGUCACGCUGUCUGCUGUUUCAUGGAUGGAGGGGUGGGACUGUAUGAUAUGGGCACCAAAAAGUGGGAUUUCCUGCGUGAUCUGGGUCAUGUUGAAACCAUCUUUGACUGCAAAUUUAAGCCAGAUGAUCCAAACCUUCUAGCUACAGCUUCAUUUGAUGGGACGAUAAAGGUGUGGGACAUAAACACUUUAACUGCUGUAUACACAUCACCUGGCAAUGAGGGAGUGGUUUACUCUUUGUCCUGGGCCCCUGGAGACUUAAACUGCAUAGCAGGGGCCACAUCCAGGAAUGGUGCCUUUAUUUGGGAUGUAAAGAAGGGGAAAAUGAUCACAAGAUUCAAUGAGCAUGGGAAGAAUGGUAUUUUUUGUGUUGCUUGGAGCCACAAAGAUUCCAAAAGAAUAGCCACAUGCAGCGGAGAUGGGUUUUGCAUAAUUCGAACCAUUGACGGUAAAGUCUUGCACAAAUACAAACAUCCAGCGGCAGUGUUUGGCUGUGACUGGAGUCAAAAUAACAAAGAUAUGAUUGCAACUGGCUGUGAAGACAAGAAUGUUAGAGUUUAUUAUUUGGCCACCAGCUCAGAUCAGCCACUAAAAGUCUUUACGGGUCACACAGCCAAAGUAUUUCAUGUGCGUUGGUCGCCCCUCAGAGAGGGCAUACUGUGUAGUGGAUCAGAUGAUGGAACUGUUAGGAUUUGGGACUACACCCAAGAUGCCUGCAUUAAUGUGCUGAGUGGCCACACGGCUCCGGUUCGGGGUCUGAUGUGGAACACAGAGGUACCGUACCUGUUGACCUCAGGGAGCUGGGACUACACCAUCCGUGUCUGGGACACCAGAGACGGCACCUGUCUAGACACCGUGUAUGACCACGGAGCCGAUGUCUAUGGUUUGACAUGUCACCCCAGCUGUCCGUUCACAAUGGCUUCCUGCUCCAGAGACUCAACAGUCAGGCUGUGGUCACUCACUCCUCUUAUUGCUCCCUUAAUGGUCAACAUUCUUACUGAUCACAGCUGGGAUGAUAUCAUUGGCAACACUGAUCGUGCUAUGGUUCCCGGGGCCCCUCCCCUCCUGUGUGGAAAAGUUUCCAGAGAUAUCAAACAGGAGCUGGAUAAACUCACCAGCGAUGUUCGCAUGAAGAAGCUCAGAUGGUUUUCAGAGUGUUUUUCUCCACCAGGGGGGAGUCAAAACUUGUGGGACCUUGUUGCUGUGAUCAACGGGCAAGAUGAUAGUCUUCUCCCACAGAACUAUGGGCAGGGCAUCGUGCAUAUGAAACAUUUGGUUCGCUUUAAAACUUCUGAAGCACAGGAAUUGACCAUAGUAAAGAUGUCAAAGUUUGGAGGUGGAAUUGGAGCGCCCAGUAAAGAAGAGCGGCUAAAGAAUGCAGCAGAAAUUCACAUCAGGCUGGGUCAAAUCCAGAGAUACUGUGAGCUUAUGGUGGAACUGGGAGAGUGGGAAAAGGCUCUUUCUGUCGCUCCUGGUGUGUCCAUGAAGUACUGGAAAAAGCUUAUGCAAAGGAGAGCAGACCAGCUCAUGCAGGAAGGCAAUGACGACGUCAUUCCGUACUGCAUCGCCACUGGCGAGGUGAAAAAGUUGGUGAAUUUCUUCACCUCGAGAGGUCAGGUGAAAGAAGCUGUGCUGGUGGCUCAGGGGGCUUGUGAAGGAAAUAUCCGUGGACCUCAGGUCAUGCCAAUAAACCACACUGCAAAUUCAGACAAUGACAACAUAGAGAAGUACUGCGGGCUUUUGCAUCGAGUGUGUAAAGAACUGGCGGAGUGGUAUUUCCAAGAUGGCCGCGCUGUAUUGGCGGCCUGCUGUCACCUGGCUGUAGACAAUUCUGAACUGGCUAUGGCAUCACUGAUCAGAGGCAAUGAGCUGGAACUUGCAGUAUGUGUGGGCACAGUCCUGGGAGAAUCAGCCAGUAAAGCCACCCACUAUGUUCUGGAGCUCCUGGCCAGGAAGUACAUGACCACUGCCACAUGCUUUCCAUCUGUGGCAUGCAGGGAUCUUGCAGCUGGAUUACUUCAGAUGAUCCCUGAUAAUGAAAUCCUGUUAGCCAAACUGUGUGCCUUUUACCCUGGCAGCUCAGCUGAAAUCAACGACCUGCACGAAAAGUGUGGUCUACCGACAUUAGAAGAAUGUAAAGAGCUUGCUGAGAGUGCAUAUGCUGAUGGGGAAAUCUUCCAAGCAGUAAAGUAUUACCUCCUGAGCCAAGAACCAGAAAAGGCUCUUCCCAUUGGGAUCUCAUAUGUCAAAGAGCAGCUGAGCUCUCCUGACUGGACUGUAGACUCUGUAUAUCACAUUUUAGACCUACUGAGUUACAUCAGAACUGACCGUCUUAUUCUCCCAAAGUGUAGUGAAGAGCGCAAUGAAUUGCUCAUUCUUUGUGGAUAUAUUGGUGCACUAUUAGCCAUCGGGAGACAGUAUUCAAGUAUAGUGCCUGCAUUGUAUGAAUACACAAGUCAGCUGCUGAAGAGAAGGGAGGUGGCUGUGCCUUUGCAGAUCGAGCAGUUGUCUGUAGAGUUGGAGGCCUGGAGAGUGUGCACUCAAUUUCUCAAAGCGCCAGAUGAAAGCUUGUACAGUUCACCAUCUGAGGCCCAGAAACUAGAGUACAACCAGCUGUUGAGUCGGAUGAGAGAGGAGCCCAUCAAGGGCCUAGAGGGUCCUGACUAUGUCACCGGUUCCAAUCUGCCCAGUCACUCUGAUGUCCAGAUUUCCUGCUUCACAGGCCUUAGGAUACAGGGUCCCAUGUUCUUCCUGGAGGAUGGCAAAUCAGCCAUUUCUUUAAAUGAUGCCCUCAUGUGGGCGAAGGUGAACCCAUUCUCUCCGCUGGGAACGGGUAUACGCCUCAACCCCUUCUGAGCACAAAUACAUGAAUGUGAACAGUAUUAUUUCUGGUCCGGCUCUGGCAAUUCAGCAACUGGUAGCAGAACAACAACAUUCCCGUAGGACAGCAGAAGGUCAUAAAUUGUUCGAAUCAACAUUUUUUUGAGGCUUUGCCUUGAUUGCUCACCUCAAUGUGCUUCAUGAUGUGCUUGUUACAGUAAGACUUGCAAACAUAUGCAAAGAAUCAGAUUAGCAGUCUUGUGCAUUGCCAUUUGUAACAUCUAAAUAACAUUAUGGAAAUUUUGUGCCGGAUGCGCUGAUGAAUGUUAUACAUGAAGUGGGACAAUUGUUGACACAGAAGGGUUAAGUUGUAGUUAAUACUAGAACCAAAAGGAUUUCUCAAUUCUAGCUGCUAUUUAGUUGGUAUUGUGAUUAUGAAGGUCAAGCUUUUGGAUCAUGCACUCUUAUGAAUGUUUUGUAGAGCUAACUUAUUUUUCAAGAUUUAAGUACAGGGGUAUUUAUCUUUUUCUUUUUUAUUUAAUUGGUUAAUUUAGCUGCUUUUACAUGAAAACUAUUUGGCAAUCAUGUCAGUUAUCUAUGUAUAAAAUAUACUAAUUGACUAUUGAAUAUACAUCUUAUUUUGUGGAAGAACCAAAUAGGAGUGCAGAGAGUUUAAAACUUCAGUAAUUUAGUUUCAAAGGCUUACUGCUACAAAGUGUGAAGAGGAGAUUAAGCCUUGCGUUUACAUUCAAAAUAUGUGUCUAGAUUAAUUUAGGCAAUAAGUUUGUAAAAAGCACACAUACAGUAUAGUUAGACGCAGUACAAUCGUGCAGAAAGCUAUAUGUCUGGAGUGUAUUUAUAAAGACAAAAUGUGUAUCAAAAUGACAUAGUACAUAAGACAUAGAUAUUAAACAUAGGGGCAGUUUCCAGGACUAGGCCAUAGUUAUAUAGGACAUAUUAGGACAAAGUAGUUUUUACAAGCAAACCUUACAAAAAAUAAUACAGGUGUGCAUCUUGAGUUAAAACAACAGCACUGAUAUACACGCACCUAAAGGAUUAUUAGGAACACCUGUUCAAUUUCUCAUUAAUGCAAUUAUCCAAUCAACCAAUCACAUGGCAGUUGCUUCAAGUUUCAAGUUGCAUGGCAGUUGCAUUUAGGGGUGUGGUCCUGGUCAAGACAAUCUCCUGAACUCCAAACUGAAUGUCAGAAUGGGAAAUAAAGGUGAUUUAAGCAAUUUUGAGCGUGGCAUGGUUGUUGGUGCCAGUCGGGCCGGUCUGAGUAUUUCACAAUUUGCUCAGUUACUGGGAUUUUCACGCACAACCAUUUUUAGGGUUUACAAAGAAUGGCGUGAAAAGGGAAAACAUCUAGUAUGCGGCAGUCCUGUGGGCGAAAAUGUCUUGUUGAUGCUAGAGGUCAGAGGAGAAUGGGCCGACUGAUUCAAGCUGAUAAAAGAGCAACUUUGACUGAAAUAACCACUCAUUACAACCGAGGUAUGCAGCAAAGCAUUUGUGAAUCCACAACACGCACAACCUUGAGGCAGAUGGGCUACAACAGCAAAAGACCCCACCGGGUACUACUCAUCUUCACUACAAAUAGGAAAAAGAGGCUACAAUUUGCACAAGCCCACCACAAAUGGACAGUUGAAGACUGGAAAAAUGUUGCCUUGUCUGAUGAGUCUCGAUAUCUGUUGAGACAUUCAGAUGGUAGAGUCAGAAUUUGGCGUAAACAGAAUGAGAACAUGGAUCCAUCAUGCCUUGUUACAACUGUGCAGGCUGGUGGUGGUGGUGUAAUGGUGUGGGGGAUGUUUUCUUUGCACACUUUAGGUCCCUUUUUGCCAAUUGGGCAUCAUUUUAAAUGCCACAGCCUACCUGAGCAUUGUUUUUGACCAUGUCCAUCCCUUUAUGACCAUCAUGUAGCUCGAAUCAUUUAAAAUUGUUUUCUUGAACAUGACAAUGAGUUCACUGUACUAAAAUGGCCCCCACAGUCACCAGAUCUCAACCCAAUAGAGCAUCUUUGGGAUGUGGUGGAAUGGGAGCUUCAUGACCUGGAUGUGCAUCCCACAAAUCUCCAUCAACUGUAAGAUGCUAUCCUAUCAAUAUGGGCCAACAUUUCUAAUGAAUGCUUUUAGCACCUUGUUGAAUCAAUGCCACGUAGAAUUAAGGCAGUUCUGAAGGUGAAAGGGGGUCAAACACAGUAUUAGUAUGGUGUUCCUAAUAAUCCUAAAUAAUUGGUGAGUGUAUGUUGAGAUAUGUCAAUGCAACAUAUUUUUAAAUUAUGUCAGCUCAAACAUGCAUUUUAGGUAUAGGGACUUGUACAACUUUAGUACUAAUUGCAACUAAUAACUAAAUUGCAACACUGUUCAAAAGUUUAGGGUCAUGAUCUUAAAAAACCUUUCAAUCUAAAUGCAUAUGUCCAAAUGUUUAAAAUUGGGAAAAAUAUAACUGUGCCAAAAUAAUAUUUCAUUAUAAUACACUCAGUGUGAAUACAAAUGGUUUAUAAAAAUGGGUGGCUACUUUUAAGAUUAACAAUAACAUAUUUGUGUCAUUACAAAGUUUUGAUAAGUUUGUUAUUAGUCUACAUGUUAAGGAUGAAUAAGUGACUCUAAACUUUAAAUUUUUGAAUGAUUUGUUGCUGUUUUUGUUGGAAUUGUAUAUGAAGAUUUGAACCCCACAUGCAGAGACAUAUUUUCAUCAAAUUGCACUGUGAAUUGUAUUUAUUUGUAUAUAGUUUUAUUGUAGAGUUUGUUUAAAAAGGCUAAAAUGCGUGUACAUAACAUUACUCGCAUGAUCGUUGUCCUUACACAACAGAGGGAAUGACAUAUUGAUUCUGGAGACCAGGAGGACCUAUCCAAAUCCAUCAACUCUGCAUGAACCAAGCAUCUCAUCUGUUCCCUAUUGACAACAAUGAAUUUAUCAUAAAAUUACAAGAUGAUAUAUGUAAGAAUUGGCAAGACUAUGUCGACCUUUUUGUGAUAAUUACUAUUAAAAAGAUUACAUGUACAA